Messenger RNA from Diatraea saccharalis (sugarcane borer), 940 nucleotides. The record is from the annotation of a GenBank genome assembly. NCBI's taxonomy places the organism in Eukaryota, Metazoa, Arthropoda, Insecta, Lepidoptera, Crambidae.
UAUUCAAAUCUACAUUAUAAUUAACAAAACCAUUUGAUUUUGUUUGUAUAAAAAGAAGUGCUAUAAAAAUUAUGUGAGGAUUGCGUAUUAUUUAUUGUAUCUACUUUUAGGUGUUGUUUGACAUUAAUAAAAGACGCCAACCCAGAUGUUCAGCAAGAGCUUGAUCUCAUUGCUGCAUUGCAAUUACUCAGCGCUUUCAACUUGACGAUUCUUCCGAUACAAGUUCGUCUGUGUGAAGAUCGCAUGACGUUGAUAGAAGAAUGUUUGAAGACCGAUCCCAACGCUUACAUGGCGAGUCAUAAGCUCCUGAAGUUAGCUAAAUUACUCCGGAUAGCUGGCGACGAUGAACAUACAAGGGAGGCGCAGGUGUUGGUGUGCGUGGGCGGGGCGGCGUGCGCGGCGGGCGGGUGGGGCGCGGCGGGCGAGGCGGCCCGGCGGCUGGCCGCGCUGCAGCACGCGCCCGCCGCGCCGCUGCUGGCGCACGUGGCCGCGCGCGCCACCGCCCACGCCGACCCCGCGCUCCGCCGUUUGCUGCUCGCCGCCGCUGCGCACGCGCUCCCGGCCGCCGCGCUCGAGGACGUGCUCAGGGACAGGUACACGCCACGUGCCAUUAUGCCUCACUCGAACGGUCAAACCUACAUCGGAUGAUGGUAUGAGUGGGUAAAAAAAAGAUAGAUAAUAGAAAAGUAUUAGGUACCUUUCUUUUUUAUUUCAAUUUAACAAGAAAUUGCUUAGAUAACAGGCAUUAAAGUUGAGGAGUGGGCUCGCUAUGUAACAGUUUUGUAGAAAAUGUACAAAAGCGUCACAUUCACAAUCAUGUGACAUUUUAACUCAACGUAUCGUCAUAAUUUAAAUAUACGCAAAAAAAUAAGAAAAAUACUUGUUUAAUAUUUUUCAACAAUCUACCUGACGGACAAACAAAAAAAUAGACGUCAUCCUA